GUGUUUCUCUUUGCCAUCGCCUCAAGGAGCAAGCAAUGCCCCUUAAUUUCUCUUACACCUAACGUACGCCACAUCCAAUGCCUCUACCUCCAUCCAGUAUGUAUAUAUAUAUAUAGCCGAUCCUUGUUACUUUGGGGUCAAUCUAUUUUUUUAGGGAAAACUUUGGGCCCAAACGGUCAAUCCCGCAGAACUCCAUCUUACCAAAAAAAAUCAGCGGCGGCAGCCACGGUGGCGAGCAAAUAGCAAUCAUUCCACGUGUGAUCGGUCCCCAAUGCUCCAUUCCAAUCCAACGUGCCCUCUUCUUCUCAACGCCCACUCGUUUCUUAUGUCCCCUCAUUCCACAGUCCAACCGCAUUACAAGAAUCUCUGGCAGCUCAGCCGCCGCCUCGUCCUCCUCUUGCCGAAACACCAGCGAGAUUCUCUUCAAAAUUUAGUAGUAACUAUGGGAUUUAGCUCUAAGUUGGUGGCUAGCGAUAGCCUCGAUCGGUCGCAGGAUGGAGGUUUGGAGAUUCUGAAGCCAAAGAGCGAAGGUAAGACACAGGACCAGCAACAGAAGCAGAAGCCGGCGCGGUGCCCGAGAUGCGAGUCCACCAACACCAAGUUCUGCUACUACAACAACUACAGCAAGUCGCAGCCACGGCACUUCUGUCGGGCCUGCCGCAGGCACUGGACCGACGGCGGCACCCUCCGCAACGUCCCGGUCGGUGGCGGCCGCAGAAACAAACGUCUCAAUACCGAACACAACACAUCCACCUCGGUGGAUAACAACGGUGUUACUAUUCCUCAAUACCAGCAACAACUGCAGCAAAUGCCACUACCACCCUUCGACGGGGACAAUCAUAGCAGCAGUUUGCCGGGAAUUCUCCACCAGGUGAUGCUCCGCCCGCCGCCGCCGCCGCCGCUGCCGCUGGCUUACGCCAUGGAUGGCAGCGGCCUCUGCCCCGUGCCGCCAUUCCAGCCUGAAUUCGGCACCGCAGAAGCAGACUUUUCGACCUCUUCUGACAAUGUUAUCAACACUUUGUCUUCCAUCUCUUCUUCUUCCUGCUCGUCCCCCUACAACUGCACCAGAUUGGAUCCGAUACCGUUGCCGGCAAGCUAUUUGAGUUGUUGGGAGGACAUAUCUGACCUCGUCAGUGCCCAGGAUUCUAUUCUCAGUACGUACCCAUGAAGGGAUGAGAGGUAUAUAUGAACAAGAAAAAACGUCAGUUUUAUCAAUUCACUGCUACACGCGUGGGGAUUGCUGGUAAUUCUUUUGCUUGCUAUCUUGUCUUUCUGUUUGAGGCUGUCCUUUAUAGUGGCAGCUUCUGGCCGUAGAAGUAUGUUGGUUUUUGGCCUCUUGCGUCUUCCAAAUCCAGUAUGGGACAUGGGGUGACUUAUGAUGAGUUUGUUUUUGCUGUUUAAUAUAAUGGUUUAAUAGGUUAGGGAACAAGGGUAGAGAGAGGGAGAGAGAGAGAGAAAGGGGAUAGGAGCAGGGCACUUUUCUUCCACUGCAAUUUGUGUGAAUUUGUUUGUAUCCACCAAUAUAUUGGACUGCUUUGGUCUUACAAAUAUAUGUCAGACAGCCACUCGGCGCUGGGAUAUUGAGAUU
Molecule: messenger RNA, 1588 nt
Organism: Elaeis guineensis (African oil palm)
Lineage: Eukaryota; Viridiplantae; Streptophyta; Magnoliopsida; Arecales; Arecaceae
Biological process (GO): regulation of DNA-templated transcription
Molecular function (GO): DNA binding; DNA-binding transcription factor activity
Source: RefSeq, a predicted model, not a curated record